This is a messenger RNA of Helianthus annuus (common sunflower), 1315 nucleotides long. Its product is annotated as GDSL esterase/lipase At2g23540. Gene Ontology annotation, molecular function: hydrolase activity, acting on ester bonds. NCBI's taxonomy places the organism in Eukaryota, Viridiplantae, Streptophyta, Magnoliopsida, Asterales, Asteraceae. Bases 35 to 1177 code for a protein of 380 amino acids. The transcript is spliced from 5 exons. The record is from RefSeq and is a predicted model, not a curated record.
CAAUUCACAUCCUCUUAACAUUUUACCACCACUCAUGGAUUCUAAAUAUUUUCAUGCAGCCAACCAUAAGGCAUCAGUUCUACUUCUGUUAAUUACUUUCACCGCAGCUGUGGCUGCUGCUGGCAGCGACGAAGGCGGAACUUUGGGAGCUUCGUAUAUCUUCGGCGAUUCAUUGGUUGAUGCCGGAAAUAAUAACUUUUUGCCCACGUUAUCUAAAGCUAAUAUUAAACCUAACGGAAUUGAUUUUCAACCGUCUGGAGGCAAACCGACCGGUCGUUAUACCAACGGUAGAACGAUCGGAGACAUUGUGGGAGAGGAAUUGGGGCAGCAACACUAUGCGGUGCCGUUUCUAGACCCGAAUUCGACGGGACAAGUUAUAUUAUACGGUGUGAAUUACGCGUCUGGUGGCGGAGGGAUUAUGAACGCCACCGGGCAAAUAUUUGUUAACAGAUUAUCAAUGGACAUCCAGAUAGAUUAUUUCAACAUCACUAGAAAACAGAUUGAUAAACUUCUUGGUGCAUCGAAAGCGAGGGAACACGUCAUGAAGAAAUCGAUCUUCUCGAUCACUAUCGGAUCUAACGACUUCCUGAACAACUAUUUGCUUCCUGUUCUCUCGAUUGGAGCUAGGGUUUCACAGAGUCCUGAUGCUUUUGUAGAUGAUCUCAUUAGCCACCUCAGAUCACAGCUUACUAGACUUUAUCAACUGGAUGCACGAAAAUUCAUCAUAGGAAACGUGGGGCCGAUCGGAUGCAUUCCUUAUCAGAGGACGAUUAAUCAACUGAGUGAGAACGAAUGUGUUGCGUUGCCUAAUAAACUCGCGCUUCAAUACAAUGCUAAGUUGAAGGAUUUGGUGGCGGAAUUGAACGAUAAUCUCCCGGGAGCCACUUUUGUUCAUGCCAAUGUAUACGACUUAGUCUUGGAGCUCAUCACGAACUAUGACAAAUACGGAUUUAAAACAGCGAGUAAAGCGUGCUGUGGGAAUGGAGGUCAGUAUGCAGGGAUUAUUCCAUGUGGUCCGACGUCGAGUUUGUGUGAGGACAGAGAUAAACAUGUGUUUUGGGAUCCUUACCACCCUAGUGAAGCUGCAAACGUGAUCAUUGCUAAACAAUUGCUCCAAGGUGACCCAAGAUAUGUGUCUCCUAUGGGUCUCAAGGAACUUCGAGAUCUAGAUCUUUAGGAUAAACACUCAACUGCUGCUGGGUUUUUUUUGUAUUGUGAAUUAUUGUAUGCAUGAUUGGAUAUUGAUUUUAUACGUAUAUGUAAAAUGGAGUAUGUGUUUCCAUGGGAAUAAUCGAAAGAAUUAAUUUGUAAACAA